Messenger RNA from Lytechinus variegatus (green sea urchin), 1838 nucleotides. RefSeq names its product dolichol kinase-like (gene dolk). Gene Ontology annotation, biological process: dolichyl monophosphate biosynthetic process. Gene Ontology annotation, molecular function: dolichol kinase activity. Gene Ontology annotation, cellular component: endoplasmic reticulum membrane. The record is from RefSeq and is a predicted model, not a curated record. NCBI's taxonomy places the organism in Eukaryota, Metazoa, Echinodermata, Echinoidea, Temnopleuroida, Toxopneustidae.
UUCUCGCACCUUACUCACAACACUAAUUUUACGUACCGUAUCUCCGGCAGAACCAACGCAAAAUUUUUGGGAUAUUUUACCAGAGUGCAGACUUAUGAGGUUCUGUGGAUGAGGAUUAGAAUGAAGGAAGAUAAAGAAUUUCCAGAGGUAACCACCUCGGAGAUAUUGGAGGUAGGUGUGAUAGGGUUGGGUGUUGCCACGGUUACACUCACUGGACCCAUGUCGGCCUCCAAGCUCAGUAUAAUCAUAGUUUAUAUUGUAGCAUCAGUUACACAGUUCUUGAGGAGACCUGAACAUUUAGCUGCUCAAGAAGCCUGGAUUUUCAGGAAGAAUUCCAACAAUGGCAUUGUGGUUGGAUCCCUUCUCUUCAUGUUAGUAUCCCUUGGCCUUCAAGGCGACACCUGUCAAGGUUUCCAAUCAGUCCUGGACUGCUCCGUCAUCCAGCUCAUGUUUCUCAAUCUUCUAGUUCUAUUAGUAUGUUCUGUUCCUAACCUUGGUAAGCCAUGGAUCAUCAUGGGUCAGACAGUCUAUGCCCUAGGAGGAUUUAUGUUUGUUAGGAGUGGUCUGCAGGGCAUGCCUACAGCUGUCAUCAACAUUGUGGAUAUGUUUAUCUUUUAUCCAACUAUGACAUUGAUGUUCUUCAGUGCAUUGUUGAUGUUCUUGCCUGGUAGUCUCACAGCUGGGGAAGCUCUCUUUAUAACUCAGAUAUUAACGGCUCUGACAAGGGUACCAGUAGAACCAGCUUAUACAGAUACACCAGAUAGACACCUAUCUUAUAUUAGGAAGGUUUGUUUGACAUCUUGUAUACACAUAGCCAUUGUGGUGAUGUAUGUGGUGACAAAACUUAAUGAAAUCAAUUUAGCAUACUCUAAAGGCUACAUUGACAAAAGCACAGCAGAUAAGAAAAGAUGGAAAUGGAGCCUCUAUUUCUACCUUGGAGUAGCAGCUGAAAUCUUUCUCUUUGAGUUACCAAGGCUUUAUAUAAGGAUAGGGGAAAACCCUUUUCUCUGGCUUUUAGAUUUUAUUCUCACUGACAGAAAAAGAAUCAUUCUAAUCAACAUCUGGUUAAUUCUGAUAACUGUUGGCAUUGGAGUGGUGAUAUUCAAUCAAACCUCAUCAACUCAAGUUAGAAAGAUCUUUCAUAUUUUAGCUGUAGCAGUGUUUAUCCCUGGCCUCCAUCUUGAUCCGCAGUUAUUACUUCUAGCUGCCACUGGACUCACAUGUAUCUUCAUAUUGACUGAGUAUAUCAGGAUCUUCCGAGUGCAGCCAUAUGGUGAUCUGAUCCAUGAUGCACUGUCGGCAUUCACUAAUGAACAGGAUUCUGGGAUAGCUAUAUUAACACCAAUAUGUCUACUGAUUGGUUUUUAUCAACCAUUGCAUUAUUCGAAUGAUGCUUCACUGGCAGAGUUUGAAUCCAAGUUCUUUUUGUACAGUGGUGUAUUAUCAACAGGUAUUGGUGAUACAGCAGCAUCUGUCAUUGGAUCAAAAUAUGGGCGUGUGAGAUGGCCUGGUUCUAAAAAAACAAUAGAAGGGACAUUAGGUGCUGUGGUGUCUCAGCUGAUAGUAUGUGCAUUAUUAUCAAUCUUCCUUGGAGUUGAACCAUCAUUUAGUAGUGCUUGGAUACCCAUCACAUGGACCAUUAUUCUUACUUCUCUAUUAGAAGCAUUUACAACACAGAUUGAUAAUCUAGUUCUCCCAUCAUUUAUGAUGGCUAUAUUCAUGGCUUUAUCAUGAGAAACUUGUCCAGUCUUCAUUUUCUUUCUUUUAUACACCCAUCCUAUGGGACGUAUUAUGGUAUCAUGCCAAGUGCCUGUCUGUCUGUCUAUCCGUCUGUUGAC